UCUUGUCGAGUGACGCAAACGAGAGCUAGACCUCAGCGUGGAGAAGUUCUAACCCAUUUUUGAAGAAAAUCCGGCGUUUCCUUCAAAAGUGUGAGGUCUCAUUCCCGUUUCUCCGUACCACUCUUUAGUAUAAACUCUAAUAUUUAUUUUGGUCGUGUUUUCGCUGUGUCGGAGUUUGUCUGUGUCGAAAAAUUUGUCUUUGAAGAUAAGAGGUUGAGCUUCGAGUUUCAGUCGGCCGUUGUUUGUCAGCACGUUGUCGUUCUGAAAUUUGUCUGUUGGUGGUACAAAAUGUCUCAAAAAACGCCGAUAAGCUUAAUGAACGAACUUGCUAAGGCCAACAAUCUYGAACCAGAGUACAAAGUCCUUGAAGAGACUGGMCCGGCUCACAAAAAGACCUUUAAAGUUGAACUCCGUUUGGGAGAAGUGGGACACUGGGAAGCCACUGGCAAUUCCAUCAAGGAAGCRAAGCAUGCAGCUGCUGGUAAAGGCCUCGAGAAUUGCGGUCUUUGCCUUCCUGAGAAAGCUGUUACCAAACCACCAGUCAAUUUAACUCCUACAGUAGAGCUCAAUGGACUGGCCAUGAAACUUGGGAAGCCAACCCAAUACAGAGAUCUGCCACCCAAGCCUCUACCCUCACACACACAUGGGCAAUUUCCAGCACAGAUCCCACGUCACAUGAGUCCAGGUUUCCGUGGUAUGUCAAAUAUGCAGCACCAGGGCUUUAACCAAAUGAAUUAUGGAAUGCAACAACGACCUUAUAACCAGUACAAUUCAAUGUAUUACCCWCGUCAGGCACCUCGUAUGAUGAGGGUAUCUCUAACUGUCGGCGAACAGGAAUAUAUUGGUGAGGGRCGAGACAAGCAACAGGCACGACAUAAUGCAGCUAAAAAGGCAUCAGAGGAGCUACGGCARGAGCUACAAGCUAAACUCUGUUCUGAAGAAAAAGUCCUGAAUGGUACGGAUGCAACCGAUUCUGAUCUUAGUGCUCCWGUAGAAGGCAGCGCAACAGAGGCAGAAGAGCAAGAAAAUGUCAAAUCRGAGAUAAGCCUUGUAUAUGAAGAGGCCACCAAAAGAAAACUGCUUGUUGAUUUUGCAGAUGUCAAUAACRUUGGUCCYGCUCACAUGAAGAAGUUCCUCGUAAGAGCAACAGUUGGGGACUUUGUAGUUGAAGGGGAAGGUAUGAGAAAGAAAGAUGCCAAAAAAGAAGCGGCUAUAAAAAUGCUGGMAGAGUUGAAAAAACUACCUGAGAUUCCUGAAUCAGACUUGAAAAGGCAGAAAAAUGGCCACUAUCUCAAGCGUAAUGGACCCAAGAGAAACAAACCAAAGCCAAAGUCUGAUCUUGAUCCAACAAUGAAUCCUAUUAGUAUACUUGGGCAAAUUCUGCAAGGUCGUCAUGAGCCGGCACCUGUCUAUAGUCUGGUGGAGGAACGAGGUCAUUUGACAGAGAAAAAGUUUGUCCUUCAAGUAACUGUUGGCAAGCAUCAAGCUACUGGUGAGGGCUCAAAUAAGAAGACGGCUAAGARGAAUGCAGCUGAAGCUAUGCUUGUAUUGAUGGGUUUUAGGCCUACAAAGGAAGAGAAACUAAAGCAGCAGGGAUCACUAAAUGGGACUUCYGGAACAAGUGAUCAAAACAGUGGUCAGGGYCGUCAGCUCAARCCAGGCUUGUUACCAAUGGUUCCAGAGYUAGCCAAGCAGUUUGGCUGUCCKGUAGUCACUCCUGUCGUCCCAGUAAAGGAMGAMRAACCAGAACCCCCACAACCAGGGGUGUUAAACAGGGCACCUGGKGCUCCAGUAGCCACUCCAGUCAUCCAGGCUCCAGGAAAACAGUUAUCAAAAGUACAGGCACUGUUACAAGUUGCCGAGAGUAAAGGCAUGUUAGUCCAUAUAUCACACUAUCCAAAGAUAAUUUAGUAGUUAUGAAAAUCUCCAAAAAAUAGCAAGCAAAAAAAAAAAAAAGAAAAAAGAAGAAGAAAAAAAUUGAGCAAACAUAUUCCACUUUGUGUAAUAAAAAAAUGAGCAAAUAAAAAUUAUAUAUAUACUCUU
Messenger RNA from Exaiptasia diaphana, 2043 nucleotides. Its product is annotated as double-stranded RNA-binding protein Staufen homolog 2. NCBI's taxonomy places the organism in Eukaryota, Metazoa, Cnidaria, Anthozoa, Actiniaria, Aiptasiidae. The record is from RefSeq and is a predicted model, not a curated record.